Molecule: messenger RNA, 672 nt
Organism: Parasteatoda tepidariorum (common house spider)
Lineage: Eukaryota; Metazoa; Arthropoda; Arachnida; Araneae; Theridiidae
Source: RefSeq, a predicted model, not a curated record
GUNGAUCCUCUAAUCAAAGUGGAAACAACCAAUCAAGAUCCUCUAAUCAAAGUGGAAACAACCAAUCAAGAUCCUCUAAUCAAAGUGGAAACAACCAAUCAAGAUCCUCUAAUCAAAGUGGAAACAACCAAUCAAGAUCCUCUAAUCAAAGUGGAAACAACCAAUCAAGAUCCUCUAAUCAAAGUGGAAACAACCAAUCAAGAUCCUCUAAUCAAAGUGGAAACAACCAAUCAAGAUCCUCUAAUCAAAGUGGAAACAACCAAUCAAGAUCCUCUAAUCAAAGUGGAAACAACCAAUCAAGAUCCUCUAAUCAAAGUGGAAACAACCAAUCAAGAUCCUCUAAUCAAAGUGGAAACAACCAAUCAAGAUCCUCUAAUCAAAGUGGAAACAACCAAUCAAGAUCCUCUAAUCAAAGUGGAAACAACCAAUCAAGAUCCUCUAAUCAAAGUGGAAACAACCAAUCAAGAUCCUCUAAUCAAAGUGGAAACAACCAAUCAAGAUCCUCUAAUCAAAGUGGAAACAACCAAUCAAGAUCCUCUAAUCAAAGUGGAAACAAUCAAACAAGAGGCUCCAAUCAAAGCGGAAACAGCCAAUCAAGAGCUUCCAAUCAAAGUGGAAAUAGCCAAGCAGGAGCAACAAAUCGAAGUAGAAGUGGAAACAGAAGAAGAAGAG